AUGAGAAGGUUGGAGGAACAGAACUCAUUGUCUCGCUACGCCUCGAUGGCGCUACAGAUCUUGAGUCAUAGGGAUGGGGUUCGGAGGAGGACGAAUGAAGGCUCCGGCGAGGUCACUUCCUUUCCCGGAUUCGUUAGAUUGCCACCAGUUCCAGGAUUGGUAGUUGGGCUCUGCUCGCUUGGCAACUGUGAACCCGCUGUUCAAUCAUCCCCAGUUAGAAAGGUAACCUCAUGCCUAAGCGCUGUUCGAGAAGGAUAUGUGGGACUUAAGGGAGUACCGGUGCUUACUCUUGCACCGCUUACGGGAGCAACUUCUUCUUUAACAACUUAUUCUGUCUCUCAAUCCGAUUGUGGUCAUACUUCUUCGACUAGGGAAUUUGCUUCUUACCAUAGAAUAAAUAGGAAUGAAACUACUGCUAUGGAAUCUUCUGUAACAGACUAUUCUCUAGGAGCGGAUUCUUGUACUGAUGAUUCAGCUAUAGGUUUCGGAGGGGAAGAUCUCUCUUCCUCUUCUUUCUUGUCUUCUUAUUCAAUAGAGAGUAGGGCGGGAAGUAGUCUUCUUGCUAGCUUGAUGGCUGUGACGAAAGAGCAGGCAAUCUUUCCUCCGAUUCAUCAAACCGCAACACUUGAUCUUGCCCCGCUUGCACCGUUCACUCACUCCUUCAGGAACAUAAGAGAGAAAAUUCGUUCAUCAGUCGGUCUCUUCUUAUCCCCAAGAGCUACUGCACUACGCCUAGCGGAAGGAAAGGAGGUCUUUUAG
Molecule: messenger RNA, 759 nt
Organism: Dovyalis caffra
Lineage: Eukaryota; Viridiplantae; Streptophyta; Magnoliopsida; Malpighiales; Salicaceae
Source: the annotation of a GenBank genome assembly